AUGCGAUUCUUCUCCUCUACAAUCGCAUCCAAUUUGUCUUGGUCAAAAUCAGCGACACGUCUAUCCAUCCUCUACCUCAAUUCUCCGAAGAUGGUUUCCAAAGACAUCGAGCCCUGCGGCAGCUGGAGUGGAGACUUCACUUGGGAUGGCUACUUCAUGCGGAUGCACAUGAAAACUGUGACCCGAAAGUACGACAUGCACGAUCCCCGCACAUGGCCUUUGGUGCGUGCAACCAUUUCGACGGAGACGGGUAUAGACUAUGGGCGAAGCAAAGUUCCUCCCGAGUAUCUAGUGUACGAACAGGCGCUCAUGAAAGAUAACGACCAGUAUCGACCUCUCCAAGGUCAACGCAAGAAGUAUAGUUGCGGCGAUGAAACAAAAGGGUCGAUGGUGAACCUCUUCCGUUACUGGCCGUUCAACUACAACCUUAAAGGCGAACUGAGAGGAUAUCCGCAUAUACCACCUGAAGAAUUCGAGGAAUGGGUGAGUCACUACGGUCGUGGCGUACGUACUACAACAGAAGAGAUGGAUGUCAAGAAAACAGUCGAUAGCGCAACCCUGGACGCGACUACCGAUACUGACUCAUCUGAGGAAGCUAUCAAUGAUAUCAUGAAGAUGCUGGACAGCACAGACACAGUAGCCUCCAGCAGAGUAACCGAACUGGAAGAAGAACUCGACAAGACCAGGAAAGAGAGCUUGGAGGCAAAUCUCAGAGCGGGUCGCGCGACAAAGCACGCUGCUGUGAUAAGAGACAGAUACACAGUUUCGGUCCGAAAGUUCUCCACACAGGUCCGCGAACAGCUUGAUGUGUACAAUAAACACUAUCGCAACUUCGUUUGCCAAGAGCGCACCAACCUUAGCAACUCAAAGAAACUGUUGGCGACUAUGACAUCGAAAUACGAGGAAACGAAGACAAGAGCGGAGGAUGCAGAAAAAGCCAGCGAGGAGCUCGGAGAAGCUACAGCUAACCAUGAGAAAGACUUGGAGAAGAGCAGGAAAGAGAUCGAAAGACUCGAGGCUGAAGUCAAGCAAAGCAAUGAGAAUAUCGCGACAGCACAGCGAGAGACGGUCGCAGCAAAGCAGGAAGCACUUAUGGCUAAACAACAGAUCUUGAAGAUUCGAGAAGAACUGACGAAGAAGAUGUGGGGUACAGAUCUCCUAAAGAGGAAAGCGGGAGAGGACCUGGCGAAAACACCGCGAAAGAAGCCAAAGAAGGAGGUUUGA
This is a messenger RNA of Alternaria metachromatica, 1224 nucleotides long. RefSeq lists its product as uncharacterized. The record is from RefSeq and is a predicted model, not a curated record. Bases 1 to 1224 code for a protein of 407 amino acids. The transcript is spliced from 2 exons. NCBI's taxonomy places the organism in Eukaryota, Fungi, Ascomycota, Dothideomycetes, Pleosporales, Pleosporaceae.